AAAACGCAUAGUCGAAGACUAGUUUAGUACGCGCGGUGUGGAUGCAUGUGUUGUGAAAUUUUACCGGCUGUUAUCGGAUAAAGGUCAUAUUUCUCAAAUUUAGCGCUGACAUAAUUUUUCAAAAUGAAACCUAUUGCUCUCUUUGGACACGAGAGGUCUGUCACUCAGAUCAAGUACAACCGUGAAGGUGACCUUCUGUUCUCCACAGCUAAAGACACAACGCCUAAUAUCUGGUACUCAGUCAAUGGAGAGAGGUUGGGAACGUUUGAAGGCCACAGUGGAGCCGUAUGGUGCAUCGAUGUUGACUGGGAAUCGCAGAAAGCAAUUACAGGGAGUGCAGAUAACAUGAGGAUGUGGGAUAUCAAAACUGGUAAAUGUACGACACAGCUGGAAUACAAGUCCGCUGUUAGGACAUGUGGAUACAGCUAUAGCAGUAACAUCUUCUUCACAAGCACAGAUCGUACUAUGGGGCAGACCAGUGAUUUAUGUGUGUAUGAUCUUAGAGAUCCUAGUCAAAUAGAAUCUAACAACCCGUUCAUGAGGUUACCAAUGGAUACAGCUAAGAUCACAUCAGGUAUAUGGACCUUCCAAGACACAGCUAUCCUGACUGGUCAUGAGAAUGGAGAACUAACACUUUGGGAUAUCAAGAUGCAAGAUUGCAUAGGAAGCACACAAGAUAUUCAUCAGAAGGCAAUCAAUGAUAUCCAGAAACACAGCAAGUAUGACAUGAUAGUCACAGCAUCUAAGGAUUGCACAGCUAAGCUUGUUGAGUUGCCAGACCUGGUACACAUGAAGACAUUCAAGACAGAGAGACCCGUUAAUUCAGCAGCUAUAUCACCCAUUAAAAAUCAUGUCUUGUUAGGUGGUGGUCAGGAGGCCAUGGAUGUCACAACAACUUCAGGAAGGAUUGGUAAAUUUGACGCCCGCUUCUACCAUGCGAUCUUUGAGGAGGAGUUUGGCAGGGUCAAAGGUCAUUUUGGUCCGAUCAACAGCGUGGCUUUCCAUCCCGAUGGAAUGGGAUACAGCAGUGGAGGAGAAGAUGGCUACGUCAGGGUGCAUUCUUUUGACCCUAAUUAUUUUGAGUUUGAAUUUGAAUAUUAGUUCUAGUGAAAUGUCUCCCUUCAUUUCGGUGUAUUUUAUGUUUUUUCUGUACAGACCCCAAACCCACCAUACUUCCAUUCUACAAAACCAUUGCCUACCGGGAUAGGAUAUACGAAUAUUGACUGCUUUGAGAGGCACGGUCAUAGCUAUUGCCAGAACUGGUCUUAAAGCUGGGCCCAAUUUCACAAAACUUGUCAUCAGUGACAAAUGACAGUUUUUGUUAUAAGCUAGAGAAAUCCUUGCUUCUG
Molecule: messenger RNA, 1349 nt
Organism: Strongylocentrotus purpuratus (purple sea urchin)
Lineage: Eukaryota; Metazoa; Echinodermata; Echinoidea; Camarodonta; Strongylocentrotidae
Product: eukaryotic translation initiation factor 3 subunit I
Biological process (GO): cytoplasmic translational initiation
Cellular component (GO): cytoplasm; eukaryotic translation initiation factor 3 complex, eIF3m
Molecular function (GO): protein binding; RNA binding; translation initiation factor activity
Source: RefSeq, a predicted model, not a curated record